Molecule: messenger RNA, 1343 nt
Organism: Moneuplotes crassus
Lineage: Eukaryota; Ciliophora; Spirotrichea; Euplotida; Euplotidae
Source: the annotation of a GenBank genome assembly
UGUGAAUAAAAUCCUUCGUUAUAAUGGACUUGGUACAUCAAAACUUCCCGAAGUCACAGUACACUAAAUUUGUAGCUGUGAACUGAGGAGACGUAGAUGAGGCGAUUUCAAUUUUUGGAAAUUUUACACCUCAAGGCGACACGCCUAUUAUCUGUAUGCCAGAGAGAAGCUGUUGUAAGCCAUACAUAAUAAUCCCAGAGGGCUCUUAUGCAGUUGUUGUCAAACAUGGUAGCUAUCAAGGAGUUUGGGAGCCAGGUCUGCACUGGUGUAUGCCUUAUACUGAAAUCCAGUUCUUGAUUACAAAGCAAAACUUCCAAUUUGAUGUCCCUGUAAGGAACUGUCCUACGAUUGAUAAUAUUUACAUCCAGAUUGAGGUGUCUAUCGUCAUGCGAGUGAAGCCUGGAGAAGAGAACAUCAAAAAUUUUGUCCAAAAGACUAGUGUCAAUCAGCUGAACGAACAGCUUGAAGCUGUUAUUUCUGAAAGAAUCAGAGUCUUGGCUAGAUCAAAAACCCAUCUUGAAGCAUACAGUAUAAAGGGUAAGAACAGUGGAAAGAACCGGGAUGACGGUAAAUCUGUCAACAGUCAGCUAACUGAAUACAUGAAUGGCAUUUUCGAGACCAAAGGUAUCGAUAUCAGGAGCGUUAUCAUCACCAGGGUAAACCUCGACUCUGAAAUUGCUGACCAGCUUGAGGAAAAGACCACUUAUGCUUCGAUGAACACUCUUGAGAGGAAGCAGCAAUGCUUUGAGCUCAGAGUCAUCAACGAUGAGCAAGAAUAUAACCAGAAGAAAGAGAAAAUGAAGCAAGGAAGGCAAGCUGAGUCCGAGAGAUUUAAUAAAUUGAAGGCUGAAAUUGAGAAGGAUAAUGGCAAGAUCAACGCUGACACUGCUCAGAUAAUUGCAGAUAUAAGGGAAAAAACUACUGCUGAAGUCAACAAGGUCAAUGCCCUCUCUCAGUUAGAAGCUGAAGAGGUUAAAGCCGAGACUAAGAUGAUUAGAGCAAGGAUUUUGGCAGAAGGAAGAGCUAAAUAUAAUGAAACUAUUGCUGAAGCCGAAGCUUAUGUACUGACGAAGGAAGCAGAAGCCAGGCAAAAGACUGCUGAAAAAUUCGCUGAGGAGCUCAGGAUUAGAGGGAAAGCAGAGACAAGGCUUUCUGAAAAGAGAGGUCAUGAACUGCAAAUGUCGCAGUUAGGAAUUCUACAGGAUCUCGCCCAAAAUAGAAAUUUGAAGAUCUUUGGAGAACAAAAAGAGAACUUGAUGGCACAAUUCUCUGCUUUCAAAAUGAUAAACCAGCAAUAAAGAAACUUAAAAGGAUCUUUAAUAGAGAAUUUAUAAAUUUUGUGU